Messenger RNA from Peronospora farinosa, 3474 nucleotides. The record is from the annotation of a GenBank genome assembly. Lineage: Eukaryota; Oomycota; Peronosporomycetes; Peronosporales; Peronosporaceae.
AUGGGCCGACGCAAGCCAACUCUUUCUAAACACGCAAUACUUUUUACUGAUGAACGUGUUAUUGUAGGUGUCGAUGAUCUUGUGUUAUUAUCAUCCGUGAGUGAAACGUCGAUCCUCGAGAAUUUAAAGAUGCGUCAUGCUGCCGAUGUUAUUUACUCGUACAUUGGCCACGUACUUGUAGUCGUAAAUCCAUAUAAAUGGCUAGAUAUUUAUGGUGAAGAAAGUAUGCGGUCGUAUAUGCACAAGGCACGUAUUGAUGUGGCACCACACGUGUUUGCUACGGCCGAAGAAACGUACCGUACAAUGCUAAGUGAAGAGGAUAAUCAGUGUGUCAUUAUCAGUGGAGAAAGUGGCGCUGGAAAGACGGAAGCUUCGAAGCAGAUUCAGAAUUAUAUUGCAGGGGUCAGUGGCAGCGGUGCUGGUGUGGAUAAAGUCAAGCGUACUUUUUUAGAAAGCAAUCCAUUGCUGGAAGCUUUUGGCAAUGCAAAGACACUACGGAAUAACAAUUCCAGUCGCUUUGGAAAGUAUUUCGAGCUCUUUUUUGACUCGGCGGGGCGACCACAAGGUGGUAAAGUAACAAAUUAUCUUUUAGAGAAAUCACGAGUUGUCAAACCAGGCAAAGGAGAGAGGAACUUUCAUAUUUUCUAUCAAGUGUUGGCUGGUCUACCCCCAACUGCAAAGCAGAAAAUGUACUUGGAUCGAGGUGGACCUGACAGUUUUCAGUAUCUAAAAGCUAGUGGAUGCUAUGAUGUAGACGAUGUAAACGAUGCACAGGAUUUUGAAGAGACCAUGGCGGCGAUGCAACAUGUCGGUAUCAAGCGCAAACAGAUUGAGCUGGUGAUCCAGACCUUGGCGGCGGUAUUGCAAAUUGGAAACGUGCAGUUUCAGUCCGAGACAGUGGGAGAUGCAGAGGGGUCUUCUGUGCGCGAUCGUGAGAGUUUGAAAAUUGCAUGUGAGCUACUUGGGCUAGAUGCCGUGCGUUUGGAGCACGCUCUGUGCUAUAAGCUGCUGCAGACAAUGGCACCCGGAGGCAAAAUUGAGUCGUACGAGGUACCUCAAAAUAUGAGCCAAGCGAAGGCGCAGCGCGACUCGAUCGCAAAGGCAGUGUACGACCGUCUAUUUGACUUUUUGGUGGAACGCGUGAAUCAUGCGCUCGAUAUUGAGAAGAAGGCGGAGAAACACGGUGAGAAUCUAGACAUUGACGACAUGACUAAGAUUGGCAUCCUUGACAUCUACGGUUUCGAAAUCUUUGACAAGAAUGGAUUUGAGCAGUUUUGUAUCAACUAUGUGAACGAAAAACUGCAGCAAAUCUUCAUUGAACUUACGCUAAAGAGCGAGCAGGAAGAAUAUGCACGCGAGGGCAUUGCAUGGGCACCGAUUCCGUUCUUCAACAACAAGGUCGUGUGCGAUUUGAUUGAAGCACGUCGUCCUACGCCUGGCAUUUUUCUUAUUCUGGAUGACACUGUCAAAACGAUGCACUCUCGCCAAGGAGACAGUGUGGACGCAAAUUUUCUGGAAAAGGUGGCGGGAAUCCACGGGUCGCACCCACAUUUCUCGAAACGUGGUAAGACUUUCGAAAUCAAGCAUUAUGCAGGUGACGUGCAGUAUAGUACUGAAGGCUUUGGAGAUUCCAACAAAGACUUUUUGAGCAAGGACAUCGCGCUCAUCAUAAGCGAGAGUUCCAACAAGCUCAUGCGUUACAUUUUUCCCGAAGAAAUCGACCUCAACGAUAAGCGCAUGGCCAAUACGGCCGGGUAUAAAAUACGAACACAAUGUGACGCGCUUGUGACUGCAUUGAUGGAUUGCACGCCGCACUACGUGCGGUGCAUCAAGUCCAACGACCAGAAGCAGGCGAACAAGAUAGAUGACCGUCGUGUAAUUCACCAGAUCAAGUAUUUGGGACUUCUUGAAAACGUUAAAGUUCGUCGCGCUGGUUACGCUUACCGUGGAGAUUACGGUCGUUUUGUCGAUCGCUUCCGACUACUAAGCAAGGAGACCUACCCGGAGUUCCGUGGGUCGGAUAAGAAGGGCACCCAAGCAGUGUUGCGUGCAGCCACAAAGUUACUUCCGCAGCUUGAAAAUGAGGUUCAACUUGGCAAAACGAUGGUGUUUAUUCAAACGCCAGAAAUCUUCUUUGAGCUCGAAAAAUUGCGCGAGAAAAAGCUGGGGUCGUUCGCGAUGCGAAUUCAAAAGGCGUGGAAGAAAUACUUUGGCCGCCGGCAUUUGCUGCAACUCAGCCAUGACAUCACGAAACUAUACACAUCCAAUAACAAGCAACGGCAGCGCGUGAGUAUCUACCGUCCGUUUGAUGGAGAUUAUCUACGCGAUAAUACUAUUCGUGAGGCGGUUAUGGCGAUUAUCCAGCACUACAAAGAUUCUGAAAAGAUUGUGUUUAUGGAUGAGAUUGAGAAGGUUUGCCCGAUGGCUGGAAUUUCGCCUGAAGGAUCUCCUGUUGCAGUGAUGGGACGAAUUUUCGUCAUCACGGAUCAAUUCGUAUACCUGAUGGAGAAACGUACGUGGCACCCCAUCCUGGACCCGAAGAGUACAUGGGUGCCACCGUUGGUGUACCUUCGUCGUCGCCUACAGUUGACAGCUAUUGAAGAGAUUACGAUGAGUACAUUAGCAGACCCGUACUUUGUCCUGAAAGUGCGUCAAGAACCGCUCCUUGUCGAGCCGAACAAGAGCAACUGGGUGGACAAUAAGUCUACGAUGGUGUGCAUGGCUACAGGAAAAAAGUUUGGGCUGUUUAAUCGACGACAUCAUUGUCGGUUCACCGGUAAGAUAUACUGCAGCGAUGUUUGCAAACAACUCGAAGUGGUGCCAGAUCUGGGAUUUUACACGCCAGUGCGCGUCUACGACAAGGUACUUGGGCUAAUGUGCACCGAGAUGCCUGAAGACCAGCUACUCUUGUCUGAGAAGAAAACUGAAAUUGCAGUCACGCUUGUAGAUGCAAUACGCUCUUUGGCAAAUGUCGCGACGCCGAUCAGUUUCAGUGAUUCCACUCGUCUCCGCCGGGCAGCGAGUGCCGGGCUGUCAAAAACACCCUUCCAGCACAUACAAUUUGUCUCAUCAGGACACGACAUAAUCAAAGGGGAUGCAAACAGUAUGCAGAUCCACGUCGCACCAGGUGUGCCUGACGAGUACAUUCGCAAGCGUCGGAAACGAGAGAAAGCACGUCGCAAAAAACUUGAAAAGCAGCGUGAAGAAGAACUGGCAAUUCGAGCGCAGCGUCAAGAGCAGCGCGGCCGCGAACGCGAGGCGGAGCGUUUGCGCCGCGUCGCUGAAAAGAAAGCCAAAAAGCAGGCCGAAAAGGAGGCACGGAAGCAUGCAUUGACGUUAAAAAAGUCUACCAAGGCAUCCAUGGAAUCAGCCCGCAAGUUUGGCGAAAACGUUCAAAGCACCGCUACAAACGGAAGCGGUGUUGGAGCCAACAGCGAAUUGGCUGCCAUACUUGCGCGUCGCAGGGGGGCAUAA